Messenger RNA from Fundulus heteroclitus (mummichog), 9819 nucleotides. RefSeq names its product adhesion G protein-coupled receptor L1. Gene Ontology annotation, biological process: G protein-coupled receptor signaling pathway; cell surface receptor signaling pathway. Gene Ontology annotation, molecular function: G protein-coupled receptor activity; carbohydrate binding. The transcript has 26 exons. Gene Ontology annotation, cellular component: membrane. NCBI's taxonomy places the organism in Eukaryota, Metazoa, Chordata, Actinopteri, Cyprinodontiformes, Fundulidae. The coding region runs from base 306 to 5972 and encodes 1888 amino acids. The record is from RefSeq and is a predicted model, not a curated record.
CAGUUGUUGUCUGACAAAACGCGCUAAUGACGGUCAUUUAGACCCAAGCGGAUUGGGCCCAACAAAUCAAAUUUUUUUAUUUUUUUAUUUUUUAUUUUUUUGUUAUACACUGGAGCAAGUGGAGCGGGAGGGGGGCAGGAGCGUACAGCGGGUGAGGGAGCGGAGGGACGGGAUGCGGGAGACGCAGUGAGCGCGGAGGAGGAGGAGGAGGAGGAGGAGGAAGAAGAAGAGGGAACCAGGAGGAUUGACGGUAAGGGUCUCAAAUUGCAGCCGGUGGUGUGAAGUCCUAACUCUUCCUGCUCAGCAUGGCUGUGUCUCUGUGGUGUAUGGCAGUGGGUGUUCUCACUCUGGCUCAAGUCGCCCCCUCUGGUCAAGCCAUGUCCCGGGCCGCCAUGCCGUUUGGACUGCUGCGCAGGGAGCUGGCGUGCGAGGGUUAUCCCAUCGAGUUACGCUGCCCAGGAAGUGAUGUGGUGAUGGUGGAAACAGCCAAUUAUGGACGUACUGAUGACAAGAUCUGUGACGCAGACCCCUUCCAGAUGGAGAACACACAGUGUUACCUUCCUGAUGCACUAAAGAUUAUGUCCCAGAGAUGUAACAACCGUACUCAGUGUGUGGUGGUCGCGGGGGUCGACGUCUUCCCGGACCCCUGCCCCGGAACGUACAAGUACCUGGAGAUCCAGUACGAGUGUGUCCCUUACAAAGUGGACCAAAAAGUAUUCGUGUGCCCCGGCUCGCUGCUCAGCAUCCAGCCAGACUCCUCGCUCCUAGAGGCGGAGCAUCAGUCUGGGGCCUGGUGUAAGGAUCCCCUACAAGCUGGCGACAGACUGUACGUCAUGCCGUGGACGCCGUACAGAACGGAGGUCCUGUACGAGUAUGCCUCGUGGGACGACCUCCGUCAGAACAGAGUCACCACUACCUACAAGUUGCCGAGUCGUGUGGACGGUACAGGCUUUGUGGUGUAUGAUGGUGCCGUGUUUUACAACAAGGAGCGAACUCGCAACCUGGUCAAGUACGAUCUGCGCACCCGCAUCAAGAGUGGCGAGGCAGUGGUGGUCAACGCCAAUUACCAUGACACCUCUCCUUACCGCUGGGGAGGGAAGUCGGACAUUGAUCUGGCGGUGGACGAGAAUGGGCUUUGGGUCAUCUACUCUACCGAAGACAACAACGGACGCAUUGUGGUCAGCCAGGUGAACCCGUACACCCUGCGGUUUGAGGGCACCUGGGCCACGGGCUUUGACAAACGUGGGGCGAGUAACGCCUUCAUGGCCUGCGGGGUGCUCUACGCAGUGCGCUCCGUCUUUCAGGACGAUGAGGGGCAGGCGGACAGCCGGGCCAACAGCAACAUGGUGGUUUACGCCUAUGACACCAGUCGGGGUCAGGAGCUGCCCGUUCAGAUACCGUUCCCCAACCCUUACCAGUACAUCUCCUCUAUCGAUUACAACCCCAGAGACAACCAGCUGUAUGUGUGGAAUAAUUACUACAUGCUGAGAUACCCUCUGAGUUUCACACCGCCGCCGCCAACUAAAGGUCCCCUGUCCUCUCUGAUGACCACCGUGCGGUCCUACACGGCUACCGUCGCUCUCACCCCGGUGCGGCCGUCGGCCUCGCACCCGAUCGGCGUCAUCAACAGGGGGCCGAUCACGGCCAUGGUCCCGCUGACCCCACGCCCUCCACUGCGGGUUCCCUUGGCCCCCGGUGGGCCCGGUCAGGUGGGCGGAUGCGAGGGCCGGGUGGCACGAGGAGUUCAGUGGCCCCCGACCCUGAAGGGGGAAACAGUCGAGCGGCCCUGUCCUAAAGGGUCUCUGGGAAUCGCUUCCUAUCAGUGCAUGUCAUCUCCAGUUGGGUGGAACUCCCGAGGGCCCGACCUUUCCAAUUGCACCUCUCCCUGGGUCAGCCAAAUCGCACAGAAGAUCAAGAGCGGAGAGAACGCGGCCAACAUAGCCGGGGAGCUGGUCAACCUGACCCGGGGAAGGAUCUACGCCGGUGACAUCAGCAUGUCCGUCAGGCUAAUUGAACAGCUCCUGGACAUACUAGACUCUCAGCUGCAGGCCCUGAGACCAGCCAAUAAAGAGUCGGCCGCACGCAAUUACAACAAGCUGCAGAAGAGAGAGAAGACGUGCAAAGCAUAUGUUCAGGCUGUGGUGCAGAUAGCUGAUAACCUGCUGGGCCCUGAAGCCCUCGUGUCCUGGGCCGACAUGAGCAACCUUGACCAAUCCCGCUCCGCAUCGCUGUUGUUGGAUGCGGUUGAGAAAGGAGCGUUUCUGUUGGCCAACAAUCUCUACGAAGGCCGUUUCAGCGACAGGGCGCCCAACGUCGAUCUUGAAGUGUAUGUGCUAAACACAGAGGCCGACAUACAGGACUUGACAUUUCCUCACUCCUAUGAUAGUGACAGCAUCCUGCAGAUAUCGGCCCAGGCUCUGCAGCAAUACAGCAACAAUGGUCAGGUGAAGCUGGUUCUUUCCCUCUUCAAGAACCUAGGACCCUUCCUCACCACCCAGAACUCAACGUUGCGUCUCGGACUGGGGCUUGCCCAAGGCCAAGAGCCCAGGCGCAGGAGCCUCGUGGUCAACUCCCACGUCAUCUCUGCUUCAGUGCACAGGGGAACCAACCGAGUGUACCUCACAGAGCCUGUGAUCUUCACUCUGAGACACCUUCAAAUGGAAAAUCACUUUGGUCCCAACUGCUCUUUCUGGAACGCUUCGGGGGUUUCUGGGAGCGGCAGGUGGUCCACGCAGGGCUGCCGCUUGUUGCACACAAACAACACACACACAACUUGUGCGUGCAACCAUCUGUCCAGCUAUGCUGUCCUCAUGACAUACCAGCAGCCUGUUUUUGGUGCCGGUGUGGAGGAGCUUCUGGUCUACGUGGUUUCCUGGGUUGGCAUCGCUGUCGCUCUUGUGUGUUUGGCCACCUGCCUCAUCACCCUCUGCUGCCAGGGGGCGCCCUGGCACACAGACCACAGCACCAUUCACUGCAACCUGUGGGCCAACCUGCUCAUUACAGAACUUAUCUUCCUUAUUGGCGCCAACAAGACUAAAUACACAGUUCUCUGUUCCAUCACUGCUGGCCUGCUGCACUUCUCGCUGCUUUCUGUGUUCUGCUGGCUGUGCCUGGAGGGAGUGGAGCUGUACCUUCUGCAGAGGGAGGUGUUUGAGGGGCGUAACUCCAGGAGGAAGUAUUUUUACCUCUGUGGAUACUCUGUGCCGGGCCUGGUGGUGGCCGUGUCCGCAGCCAUCGACUUCAGAGGAUACGGCUCGAAAACAGCAUGUUGGCUGCGCACAGAUAACUACUUCAUCUGGAGUUUCCUGGGACCUGUGGCCGUCAUCAUUACGCUGAACCUGGUUGUUUUGGUGAUGACCUUACAUAAGAUGCACAGCACCGCUGCUCUCAAGCCUGACUCCAGUCGCCACGACAACCUGCGGGCCUGGGCGGUGGGCUCUCUGACUCUCCUCUUCCUGCUGAGUGUCACCUGGUCCUCGGGCCUGAUGUUCCUGUCCGGUCCGUCUCUCCUGCUGGCUUACCUCUUCUCCUCCCUCAACACAGCGCAGGCCCUCCUCAUCACCAUCCUCCACUGCACGCUCGCCAGGAAGGGUCAGAAGGAUUAUGGCCGAUGCCUGCGUCUCUCUCAGUGCUGCGCGACGUCCACGUCCAGCUCUCCAGACUCGGUGAAAGGCGCUGCGCUGCGCUCCAACAACCGCUACACCGGCAGCCAGAGUCGACGAGCCACUGCAAACAGACAGAGCCGCAUCAGAAGGAUGUGGAACGACACGGUUCGCAGGCAGACUGAAUCCUCUUUCAUCGCUGCAGACGUUAACAACACUCCAACACUUAACAGAGCUGCUUUGGGAAACCAUUUCCUUACAAACCAAAUGCUGCAGACUCACGCUGGAGCUUCUCCUUAUGACACCAUGCUGGCGCAGGGAUACAAUCAGCCCUUCACUUCCACCGUAGGAACCUUCAGAAACAAACAGAAGGGCGGAGGGUCACAGAGCCAGGAAUCCUGUGCACUGGACAGUGUUUGUCUCAAUGGAGGCUACACCCCCAACACCUUCACCCUUCACGGUCUGGGUACAACACCCGGGUCCCGAGCUGGAGUAGUGGGCAGCGCUGACCUUCUGAGGGAGGGGGGAGUUGGGCUUGGAGGGGAUGACAUCUCACCGGGACUCCUCACACCACACGGCUCAGCAGAUAUGAACAGCGGAGCCGGUAUGCGUCGCAAUCUGUCCGAUGCAGCGGCGCUGGAGAAGAUGAUCAUCUCAGAGCUGGUGCAGAGCAACCUGCGUCCAUCGGUUCCCAUGCCUGUUCCGCCGGAGCGCUACGGGAGCCUGGCAAGGCCGCAUCACCACGAGAGGCCGGCUCUUACUCACACCGCUACUUUAACCCGCCACGCGCAGCCCACACAAGAGGGCUGGUCCGCCACGGUGCAGCCAAGCUCCCGGCAAAAUGCACAGGAGGGCUGGGCACAUGCAAGGCAGCCCACACAGGACGCUGAGACAAAAGCCACCACACGUGUUCAAGACCAUGCCACCACGCCCCGCCUACAAGACGGCUGGUCACACGGACGCAUCUCUGGUGAUUCAGAUACCCAGGAGCUGCUGAAAGACGGAGACCGCUCGCAGCUGCAAGGUACACUAGGCCGGCGUGGACACCAGGAGAGGUUGCCAGCACGGCCUCCUGACAUCCAAGCUCGGCCUUACUCCACCCUUAGCCGAACCCCGGGUACUCUGUCCCGCCACCGCAGCACAGCGGAGUCGACAGGAGGGACAGAAAGAGACCGGGAGAGGGACAGGGAGCGAGACAGGGAUCGCUACCGAGACCGACCCCUCCCACCGCCGCCUCCCCCACCGCCACAGGAGCCAGAGUCAAUGUACAAGGCUCUUGAAGAGCCACUGCUUAUGAAGCAGAGAGAAGCAGUUGUAGAGGCAUGGAGAGGUGGCCAGGACAGUGAAAAGGAGGAGACAUUUCUGCUGAAAAGAGACGGAAUGAAUGAGGACUGGAGAGGAGGAACCGAGAGGGGAAGAGACGAGUCUUUUACCGCUCAUAAGCGAGAUGGCACGAUGGACGAAUGGAGGGCUGGCAUUGAGAGAGGGAGGGAGGAAUCUAAAAUGCUGGAGAAGAGAGACGGACGACUGGAGCUGUGGCGAGCAGGGGAGACAGAGCAGGGAGAGACUUUCAUCACUCAGAAGAAAGAUUUUGGGAUGGAUGGUUGGAGAAGUGAGAUAGAGAGAGAGAAAGAUGAAUCCUUCUUUCUGAAGGACAGAGAUGGGUGGAGGGCAGGGAUUGAACGAGAGAGCGAGAAACAGAAGGACAGAGUGCUGGACGUUUGGAGAGGGGGGAUAGAUUUGGACAGGGAGGAGUCUUUCUCUUUUGAAAGCAAAGAUGGAGGCCUUGACGGGAGGAUCAGAGGGAAAGAAAGAGGGUCUCUCCGGUAUCACGGCGAGCGACAGGAUUCAGACAGCUUCACCCUACCUUUGACUCCCGACCUCGACUUGGACCCUGACUCCUCCCCCAUCUACACCCAAGAUUCAAACCCCUCCCCCAUCUACCCCAGAGACCGCCGCUCGCCGCCGCUAAACAUCUUCUCCCGAAACUCUCCACCGACAAACAUCUUCGCUCCACGAGAAGACAACUCGCCACCAGGGAACCUCUACUCCCGCCACUCUCCGCAGGUCUACAGCCACAGCGGAUCCCCUCCUCGCUUUUAUACCCGCACCUCCCCGCCGACUCACAUGUACCCAGACAGCAGUCCUGAAGGCCUAGAAGAAGUCAGCCCCACAAGUGGGCACCAGCCCCAGCGGCCCACUCUGGAGCUACCCUACAGCCUUGGGCGACCCCCGCUGGGGCCGCGGCCAAAUCACCUGCAGACCUUCUACCAGCCCCCGCCAUUAGCUUCAAACGGAGAGACAGGGUACUCAGCAGAGCCCACCUCUGAGGGAGACGACGGACAGAUGCAGCGGGUGACAAGCCUGUGACUAGGGCGGUGGUGAUUGGGGUAUAGAUACCAGGGAGGAGGAGGAGGAUGAGGAGGAUGGUGAUAAUUUCAGCAAGUUAAGAACCAAAUUAUCGAAAUAGGGAUGUUUGAGAAAAAUAAUAAUGUUGGACUGCUUCAACAAUUCUGACAUUUACAUGAUGGCUCCUCCCUGCUUCUACCCCCUGAUCACCACGAGACUCCCCCCUUCACCGUGUUUGGUUAUUUUUGUAUGAAUGUGAUCCAUUUAUAGCUGCUUCUCCUCCUGCCGCUCCCUCUUCUGUCUUUCCUGAAACCCCGUUGUGUCUUCCCAUCUCAUUGGUGCUUUCCUUGAUCGGUCCCCGUCGCCUAGGUUUUGCUUCAUCGGCUGGGUGUCGCCCCUCCUUGUAGCAAACUGUGUCAAAGAAACACUUGUGUGUUGCCAAAAAAAAAAAAAUCCUUUCAAAGAACUCGUGCAUGACUUUAUAGUGGCUUUGCAAGGCUACAUACCGUAGGAGGACACGCUGACGCGUACAUGCGAGUGAGUGUGCAUAGCUUGAUGAGCAUGUGUGUGUGUGUGUAAGGAUGUGGAUAUGAGCGUAUGUCAGAGAAGGUAUGUGUAUAUAAAUCAUUAAUGUAUAUUUAAUGUGUCACAUUGAAGCAUUUUAUCAAUACCAACUGGAGGAGCUCUCUGUCUCUUUCUUCCUCCUUAUUUCGACUCGACCCAUUUCACAUCAAGACCAAAACUUCUUCCCCCAGAGCUACCACGAACUGCCCGUGGAGGGACUCGUUGACUAAAUAACCGGAGAUCGCAUUAAACCUUAAGAAUUUUUCUGCAACCCCUCCUGAGAUCCUUGUACAUAAUCGACCUAAAGUGUUCUGAUUGUCUUGUAUUGCUAUUGAAGUUCAAGUAAACAUGUGAAAUAAAUGUUCAUGUUUUUCUGUUUGUGUGCACAAAGACAGAUGGAGGCAUUCAGAGAAAUGAUAAAAAUCCUUUUGUUAUUCAUGAAGGGGAAAAGAUGCCGGUGUUCUUUUUAGAAAGCCUGAAAAGAACAUAAAGAAUUAGAAAAUAUAGUUAUGUACAUUUUAGAGUGGAUUAAUAAAUGCUACUUUAUACAUCUACUGUGGACUCUGGGUCAAUUUGCCCCCUUUGCCAAUUCAUACCUUUAUUUCAUACCUACAUGUUAUUAUUACCUAUGUGUAAACAAAACAUGUACAACCCAAUAAUUGAACCAUGUCAUAGUUUAUUUCUUGGUAGUUAAAGGAAUAGUUCAGAGGAGCUGGAUUGAGGUGCUGUUAAAAGCUUGAUAUCUCACCCGCUGUAGAUGAUUUUGUAUAAAUCCAGAUUAGUUGAAUCUAAAGGCUAACGUUGAUGAGAAGUCUGAAAGGAGCCAAGACCAAAAAGGAUUUCUGAUAUCGCCAGUCUGAAAAACAUUACCGGGGUUUAUGCAAAAACGAUGAUAUAUAUUCAACCAUUGUUGAGUUUGCAUUGGGAGUUUAUUUACGAAGGAGCGGAGGAUUAUAUGCGUUAGAAAUGGCGGUAGGAGGUGGCAAUCAGUGAUCUUUCUCUGUGAAACACAAUCUUAAGAAAGUCCAAAGCAUUUCUGAUAAGAGAUGCUUUCUGAUAGAACAGUGUGGCAGUCAAUAAAAUAGAGGAUUUUAGAUUUUUUUUCUCUCACCUACUCACUUUAAUAUCAGGCAGCUACUCUGGCAAGAAACACAUUUCGUUCUCAGAAUUAGUUUCGCAUUCAGAGGUGCACUGCCUCUGACCUUCAUUUCCUGUUUAAAUAUGCAGCGAUUUCUCUGUAUGUUUCAGAUUUAUCUAUAUAGCACAUUUACAUCAACAGUUGACUAUAGUGCUCCACAGUUACAUCAACAGUCAUAAAAUAGCAAACAAAAUUAUUACUGCUAUAAAUAAUAGUACUUAGCACCUCAUACUCGAUCAGUCCAGGGAAACGAUUACUUUUUAAAUGACUUUUAAAUUAUUCCAUACUCUAUACAGACAUUUAGAGGUCAGGUAUUCUACAGACUUGGGGCCGCCACACCAAAUGCUCAAUCUCCUUUUAAUUUAAAUUUGAUUUGAACAGAACUAACAUCACUAUCCAAAGCUAACAUGACUUUUUUUGUGCGUACAUAAACUGCUUAAAACAUUUGAGAUGGUAAAAGUUCAUUUUGGUCUUGGCCCUUCUCAGACUUGCCGUUAGAGUCAUCUUCAGGACCAGCUACUCUGGAUUUAUACUAAAUGGAGAUGCCAAGAAAAGAAAUCUGCUACAACUAAGAAAUUAAUCACAUUAUAAACACAGCUUUACUUUACCAGUUCACAUCAAAUUAGUAUUUUGAUGAAUCCCAGAGAUGAAUAAUUAUAUUAAAAAAUGGUAAAUCUCGCCUUUAUUAUGUUGUAUAUUAUUGUGUGUGUUUUGGGGUAGGUGGCUCAUGAAAUAUGAGAUUAUGACUACUGUUGAAACUAAAAUAAAUCUGACUGUAAGUCAAUGAUUGUCAAGCUGGGGACAGAAGUCAAAGAGGCGGGUACAAAGAGAUGGUCAUGUACUAAACAAUCAAUGGCACACAGUUGCUUUUCGUUCCCAAAACAUCUGAUUGACCAAAGACCAAAACUACAAAAGUAUGAAAUGGUGAAGGGGUCUACAGGCCAGCACCCUCUACUGUGUGGUAUUUAAGACAAAGAUAUUAACAUACUGUAACAUUUGAUCACGUUACAAAUGAGACAGCUACAAAACAAAGCAAAAGUCUUGGGUCAUCCUGUAUUUUGCUUUGCACAUUUUGGCUUUCAUGAAAAUUCACUUCUUCAGCCCUCUAUGAGUCUGUUAAAAUGUUUCUUUCACACCCAUUUUCUAUUCAGUACUAGUACCCUACCAUGGCAGCACGUUGUAAAAUGUUUGCCUUGAAAAAUGAGGAAAAUGCAGAUAAACAGUUUCUAAAAGUCUUGUUUUUAAGAAAAGGAGAUGCAUCAUCUUUUAAUCGAUCUUUUACCUACUGCCAGUUUGCUGGUGUUGAACUCUUAUCUUUGGGAUUUGUCAAAGAUAAAGAAAUGGGAACAUUUGAGACUUUUUGACCCUGGUAACAAAGAGCCCAAUAAUCCAAUUUGUCAUUGUUUCUUGGCUAAAUUGAAUGUAGACACAAAAGCAGUUUGGCCCUUGAAUCUUUGAAUAUUUUUGUGAAUAAAGUAGCCUAAUGAAAAUCAAUUUAAACGUGUUAGGUAUUGAACUCAUGAAAAAAGUUGCAAAAAUCAAGUGAAAAUCUUGAGAGCUGAAGAAAUAUUGAUCAUUACCUAUUUGAAAAUUAGGGCAUUCAAAGCAAAACAAAAGAAUUGAGGGACAACGUAAGGACCUUUACAAAUGUUUAUAAGCAGUUGUAAAGGUAAACUUUUUAUCAAUUCGUAUUGCCAGCAUAGCUGAAAACUUUUAACUGAUUUAAUAUUGAUGAAAAUCCUUUUAACUAAGGUAAAAUGACCAUUUCGGACUUAUUACACAGAGCAGCAGUGAAGAAUGUAUUAGAUCGCAAAUCAAGUUAAUGGGAUUUAUUUUAACGUAUUAAUAUGAUCAUGAAAUUUCUCAGCAAAUUUUAAAAAUAUUAAAAAAUCAUGUUUUACAGGCACCUGUAUUAUCAUGCACUGUUACAUAUGAUGAAGUAGCCAUGUUUUGAUGUAACGGGCAGUGAAAUUAGCGACACCUUGUUCUUUUGACUCCAGUGAUGAAGAUGAUGACAUACUGGGAUGAUGAGUAAGGCUAGUUCUGCUGAGAGGAAAGAUUAAACACAAAAAAACCUAAUUUAAAAUUGACUAUUGUAUGAAUUUAAUGACACAGGAACAAAGAUUGUAUUACUUCUCUUGAUCAAAUAAAGAUUUUUUACUAUUA